Ambispora leptoticha is the source of this 1299-nucleotide messenger RNA. The record is from the annotation of a GenBank genome assembly. Lineage: Eukaryota; Fungi; Glomeromycota; Glomeromycetes; Archaeosporales; Ambisporaceae.
AUGCCGAAUCGUGUCCCAACCGAAGAAUUACCUAUACUCGAAACGCUGAUUAAUGUUCGAAAUCGACUACAGAUCCUGAAAAGGGAUCGAGACAAGUACGUUAACCCAGCGGACGUGACCGCUCUUUACGAAGAGGAAAAACUCCUGAACGUGUCUCGAGAACAGUCUCUGUCACCUCCAACAGAAAACAAUCGUGUCAAUGACGUGCUUGACGACGUGUUUCAAUUACUUUCUCUUUUUUUUAUGGAUAUAGGCAAGAAGCGUGAAACUCCUGCUGUCUAUGUUCAACUUUCUACCAUAAAGCAAUGCUUGAGGACUCUGGACGAAUCGGGUGCUUACACCAUAGAUGAAUUAGUGCCAUAUCAAGAACGUUUGAAGGAGAUCGCUAGAAUAAUAGAAAUGGACGGGAAUAACGAUGUUGUUCCCGAAUCCCACCUUAAAUUAUUGACGCAAAAAUUGAGAUCAUGCGAAAAGUUGUUGAAUCAACUUUUCGAAUCCGGAUCAUACAUCAGUGCAGAACUUGCGCCAACACAAAAACGUCUCAUCGAGAUAAAGAGGGAAUUAGGCAACAUGGGGGCAAAAGCACAAUUUCAAAUUGACGAAAUUCGCACGCUUCAGGGUGAAUUACGCAAGAUCGAUGGAAUGCGUGUGGAUGGAAAAUUCCUUUCAUCGGAUGGAUCUAUUCCCUCGGGUCAAGCACAAGUAAUUGGGCUUUUGGAAGAAUGUUACGAAAAUUGCCAUGACUUAAUUGCAAGCAAAGGCGUUGUCUCUAAUGAAUUAAAACCUAUUUAUGCUCGAUUAGUUGAUUUGAAAUCAAGUCUUGAAAGACUAGUGAUCACUCAUCGUUGGACUUUACGUGAGACUGAUGUUUGGAUUUAUCAAAGGCAGUUAUCAGAGUUUGAUAGCAUCAGAACAGACGGGAAUUUCUGUGAUUCAGAAGGAAAAAUAAUUGAAGGACAAACGGUGCUGCUUUAUUUAUUGCAUAAAUGCUAUCAUAUAAUUUAUAGAAUUUUAAGCUCCAACGAGCCAGUCGCAGAGGCUCUAGUGCCUAUACAUAACCAGCUACAAACAGUUCGUCGAUUCUUAAAUGAAGCUAAGAAAUGGGGUGGACCAUUUACCGCAAGAGAUCUUUAUCCCUAUCAAAUGAAACUCGCGUCAAUCGAUAAUUUACGUGUUGACGGGAAAUUUUUGGAUGAAGAUGGUGGUGUGCCGGAGGGACAAGGCAUUGUAAUGGCAUUGCUGAAUGAAUGCUACGAUAUUUUGUUUGAAUUGAAAUCGGAUAUCGUGGAUGAAAUAUAA